AUGGCAGGCGUGUCGGACGAUAUUGAAAUAAUUGUUGAAGCAGGUAAGCCAUAACCAAUAAGCCUCUGGCCCUCUAAGGUCUGUCUUUAUAUACAAAAAGCAAAGCGUAUAUAGGCUAUAUAUAUGUGUAUAACUUAGUUAGUGAAGGUCGUAAUCGUAAAAGGUCUGGGUCAGCCAUCAGGGACUCUCGGCUCCGACUCUGGACUAAGGCUCAGACGCUCAGUGAGUCAGUGGCAGGCUCACAGAGGGCAGAUGGGCAGAGGGGUUAGGUGACUUAUGUUGUUAUGAGUGUUCCUCCAAUCCUCCGUUUCUGCUCCGCCAGCUCCAGGUGCUUCAUUUUUCAUGUUCUAUUUUUCUAUGUCCAAUUCUAUUGUAUAGAUAUAAUAAUAAUAACACCAAAAAUAAUUUAUUAACAGGUAGUUAGGUAGUUCUUUGUGAUUAAUGGUUGGUUAUUACAUGGUUAUUAGUACUUAUUAGGAUAUGCAACCAAAACACCUUGUCACACUUAGUGAUCUAAGAUUAGUUAUCUAAGAUUAGUUAAGAUUAGUGAUCUAGGAAUCUAGGAUUAAUUAAUUAAUUUGCUUUUCCUGUUGCAUAGUGUGUGUUUCAUGCAAGAAGGAAUAUUGUGGGAGUCAUUCUUGCAAAGUUUGCAAGAAAGCCUGCCAUGCUAUUCCACCUUGUGCAAAAUUGAAUGAGGAUGAUGAAGAAGGUUUUGGUGCAGCAGUGCUAGUUGUGCAGCAACUAAAGGAGAGGCUCCACCAAAGAGAAAGAUAUCAGAGAAAGGUAAAGAGAUUAUAAUAUCAGUAUCACAUAACUAUAGGUAGCUAUAAAGUCAUAACUCAUCAUAGUCUUCUAUAUUUAUCAGGAAACUUUUUUACUAUAUUUACUCUAGAAACGAAUUGGUAUGAAAAGCUUGGAAAACAGUCAGGGAAGUUGGCGGCACCAGUGGCCAAGCGAGCAAAAGGUGGUCAUGGCAAAACACCAAUGGGGUUCUGUCUGCUUUGUUUCCGUGAAGGGAAACAGAAAUUUUGGUUGGCAAGGGGAAAUGCAUCCACUCUUUCUAACCACCUUUCCAGAGUACACAAAAACCAAAGUACGAAAGCCAAUGAUGUUGUGCCCGAAAGUUCACCUCUUGCUGCAGAGGCAAUGAAGGAAUACAAACGUAGAUUUGCAUCAUCUGCUGCAAGUUCAUCUAGGUAGGUGAAACUCAAAACCUAACAGUUCUGUUCUACUUAUAUUUAUGUACAGUAUACAUGUAUUUGGAAAGUUCCAAGUUAAGUUAUUGAGUACUCAAGUACAUGUAUACUCAAUAAAAUAAGCUUUGGAGACUGGUGUUGUUUGUAAAUGCAUAUGUGAUAUGUUGCAGCAGGUCAGUUUGGAUUUCUUGUAACAUUAACAAAUUGUGAAUCCUCCCAUUUGUGCUAUAAACUGUUGUACUUGAACUCUUACUGUAGUAGGAAUCAAGAGAAGAGAAGUGGUGGUGUGACUAGUGUCCAAUCGGAACCACCUCAAACACAAAAGACCACCUGUAUGGAUUUGGAUGUUGAUAGUGAUUUAACUAUGGCGUAUGUACUGUAUAAUAUAUAUAAAAUCACACUAGAGUUAAUCAAUUAAACCAUAUACUGUACAUAUACAUUAUGAACUGAUCGGCAAUAGAAACUAAAAUGAUAAAUUUCAAAUUUUGUGCUAUAGUGAAGUUAUAGAACAGUUUGAGCGUCAACGUGAAGAUAAAGUGGUCAGCGUCAGUGAUAGCCAGGAGAUCCAGGAUGAUGCACAAUUGGAAAAGGAUGAUGCACCAUUGGAAAAGGAUGACGAAAAAGGAGAAAGGUUUGUCACUUUAUAUUCUUACAAAUUCACUCUUUUAACUGUAUUCUUGUUGUUCAACUCAAGGACCAAGAAACGGUAUUGGUAUAUUAUAGUGUAUGCCAGAUAUGGUACAAGAAAGGUAUGAUGUCACGUGAAAAUAGCCUGCAACUAAUUUAACACAUAUAACAUAAAACAUGGUGUGAGUGACUGAUGGCAACCUUGUAUUGAUUGAAGUGUUUUUCUUUGUAGUUCUGCUAUUUCACAGCCAAGUCCAAGUGAGCCAACAGUAACGCCACUAACGUAAGUUUUUCAUAUAAGUAUGAUGUAUUUGUAAACUUAGUGACGUUUUGAAUGCAAAACUAAGCAUCUAGGUUCUGGGAUGCCAAUAUACAGCAAACAAAUCACGAUUGUCGAUUUUAUGACUGAAUGCUUCCUAUGUUGUUGCUGACUUGGCUGCAACCGAAUACUCACCUUAAUAGUUUACCUUUAACAGUAUGUCUUAGCUCAAAAAUUGUUUUCUUGCUUCUAAAGAGCAUACAGAUUGACAAAUUUAGCUUUGAGCUAUCCUCUAAAAUUAUCGUUUGAAAGAGACAAAGAGUAUCAUCGUUUAGAAGUUUAAAAUGUAGCUAAUUUGCGAUUGCAUUCCAGGUGAUCUGACGGUGAGCAAAAGGACUGGGACUAGCAACAGAAUAGAAAUCCAGUUUCGUACCUUUAAUCACUUAUCACGCCCUGAUUCGUUUGUGAAACUGUUUGAAACUUUGUGUCUGAGUCUUGCACAGGGAAAUGAAUGUCUGGGACAAAUUUGAAAUAGAAAUCUAAUACCGUUGAUGAGAUUUUGAGUAAUUUUAAACCAGAAAUGGAUUUCUAUUUUACAACUAGUGCCAGGCCUUUUCCGAAUUCCGAGAUCACCUGGCCUUGCAAGCACGCUGCAUAUUUUACAGCUUUAAUAUGUAGAAUCGGAAAUUAGUAUACUAAACUUCAAAAUAAUUUUUGCUGAUUUAUUCACGCUAUCGUAUGAAUAUGUCUUUGUUUUAACGUCUUAUAAAUUUUGUAAUAUGUGAACGUGGUAAUAUUUUUUUAUUUUUGAGUAUUACCUUAUUCAUAAAUCGUCAUUGAGGCCUCGUAUCCUAGGAUCGAGCCACAGCGGGGAAUAGUUCUUAUUUUCCCGUACGAAUCAAUACAAGAAACAAAUUUAAGGUCGACACAAUAUAAUCUUAAUUUGGCUUGACAAGCAGUUUUCGUUUGUUUUCCCACGUUUAUUUCCAUUUCCUAAUCCCAUGAUACGAGGCCCCUAUUGCGAUUAAUGACUAAGGUUCUUAUACGAAAUUUUGUUAUUGAUUAGUCCUAACAUUUCAAUUGUAACAGUGGACCAAUUGUAAGCGGAGAUUCAGUUGAUUUGACAACUGUGGUCGAUCCCACCUCCAGCCGUAACAUGGGUCCUAUUUUUCAAAGUUCGCUGGAUAGUUUCCUUCCCUCCCUUUCCGAGAAGGAAUCCGGCAACAUCACCAACAUGCCUUUCAAUAUUGAGGAUCUAGCGGAAAAGAUCGCAAAUAGGGUGGUUAAAAAGCUUGGUCCUCAAUACGGGAAAAAAGAAAAGACCUCAGCAAUCCCUUUUAACCCUUCAGCUAAACUAUCACUUCAAUCAAGUAAUUUGAUUGAACUUCUAGACGAAGUGCCUGAUUUUGAGUUACUUUUUGAGGAGAAUAGCCGGGUACUGCGGUGUAGCAAUUGUGCAGCGUUUUUAUCUUCUCCUCAAGCAUCAUAUACGUCUUCGUCUCGUCGACCCUCUGGCAAGGCCGAUGGAAGUUUGGCCAGCGGUCUUCACUUGUCAGAUGAUCUAUACAAACAACUUACUGCUGGUAAGUGCGACUAA
Molecule: messenger RNA, 3679 nt
Organism: Paramuricea clavata
Lineage: Eukaryota; Metazoa; Cnidaria; Anthozoa; Malacalcyonacea; Plexauridae
Source: the annotation of a GenBank genome assembly